AUGCUUUUCAAAUUUUGCCUUCUUUUCGCCUGCCUAGCCGUUGCUUAUGGAACAUCAACUAAAAUCUUAGUCAACAACAAAGUUUGGGUGACCGUACCUGUAGAUGCCAGAAAAGCUGCUGGCUGGCAGUGCACAGCUUGUGGAGUUCUGUACAACGUCGUAAUGGUCGCUGAGGAUCUUGCUGCAGGUCCGUUGACAGCCGCUUUAGAAACCGCCUGCGCUGCAACUGGUCCUGCUGCGGUUGUCUGUGAAGCACUGGUACCGUUUGUCGUAGGUGCAGUUGAGCAAUACGGCAAAAAGCUUACUCACGAUCAGCUUUGCAAGAAAAUUAUUAAGGCUUGCUAA
Messenger RNA from Enterobius vermicularis (human pinworm), 345 nucleotides. Lineage: Eukaryota; Metazoa; Nematoda; Chromadorea; Rhabditida; Oxyuridae. The record is from the annotation of a GenBank genome assembly.